CUUGAUAUCCACCAGCGACCAUCCGGGUUUAUUUCCGGGUGUUUUUGGAAUAGUGCAAUUUCACACGCCAACCGUCCCAACGGUCACUUUGGUUAAUUUAAAGCCUUCUCCUCGUCACCCUCCUUCUAGAAAAAGCAGAGGCGAUCGAAAAAAACCCCCAAAUUGCCCCCUCUCCAUCAUCUACUCCCUCCGAUCCAAACCUUAAUCUCCACCCCGUCUAAUCCGAUCGAAUCCAGGCCCUAAUUCUCAGAUCCCAUCCAUGGCGUCCCUCUCCUCCCCUCCGCCGCUCCCCCCCGCGGCGGCGGCGCUCCGCCGCUCUCGCCGCCCCGCGCCGAUCGCCGCGGCGGCGAAUCCGGCGCCGGCGCCGUUGCCGUCGCCGGAGCCGACGAGGCGAUCUCCGUGGUGGGCGCCGCUGUUUCGCCCGAUCCUCGGCGACGUGGCCGGAGGGGGCGGCGGAGCGGCGGCGGCGGCGGAGAGGGAGAGGGGGAGGUUGACGGCGGAGAAGGCGAGGGUCCUGAGGAGGGAGACGAGGGCGACGGAGGGGUGGCACGACGCCAUGUAUCACUCUGCCAUCGCCUCGCGCCUCGCCUCACCCGACGAUCUCGAGGUUUGAAACGGCGAUCCUGAAUAUAAUGGGUAUGCGCUAAGUAACCCACCGCCCUUGUUUUCAUGUUUCUAAUGUAGAAGAAACCCGUGUAUGAUAUAUAUAUAUAUAUAUACUGGUCAAGUUUGUUAGAUGGACGUUGGGUUUUAUAUGUCUAUGCCCUUUUUGAUGUCCUGUAAGAAAAAAAGAAAAAAAAAAAAGUUAAAGGUAAGUUUUGUUUUGUUUGUA
Molecule: messenger RNA, 832 nt
Organism: Ananas comosus (pineapple)
Lineage: Eukaryota; Viridiplantae; Streptophyta; Magnoliopsida; Poales; Bromeliaceae
Product: paired mesoderm homeobox protein 2A-like
Exons: 1
Coding region: 260-613 (117 amino acids)
Source: RefSeq, a predicted model, not a curated record